Cornus florida is the source of this 2187-nucleotide messenger RNA. RefSeq names its product F-box protein At2g39490-like. Gene Ontology annotation, molecular function: protein binding. Bases 61 to 1401 code for a protein of 446 amino acids. The record is from RefSeq and is a predicted model, not a curated record. Lineage: Eukaryota; Viridiplantae; Streptophyta; Magnoliopsida; Cornales; Cornaceae. The transcript has 3 exons.
ACGCGCAUGGUACUUUAUAAAUGAACCAAACAUUUCAGAGUUGGAUUGUAGUACCACACAAUGGAGAGCGAAACCCUUGAUCUAAUCAGCAGUGUACCGGAAGACAUUAUCAAUCUCAUAAUGUCGUUCCUCCCACUGAAAGAGGCCGUCAGAACUAGCGUUGUUUCGCCUCUUUGGAGAGGAAUUUGGACACCAUACAAUGUAAAUUUGGACAUUGAUUCAGAUGGCAGACGUAGCCACCGAGCUAAUGAAGGUGUGACGCGAGUCAUUGAUACAUUUCUGAAGUCUUACAACAAUCUCGAGCUUUGUAAGCUCUGUUUAAGGUUUGAAAUGAAAGAGAAGUUGAUCAUCUUAGCUGCUAAAGGAGUAGACAAAGAGCUUCAUCUAAAUUUCUCAGAAGAGAAUCAAGUCACAAGUGAUUUCAAUUUGAAAUUGGAGGUAACUUGUCAAAGUCCAGCUAACGAUUUCCCAGAGUUAGCAGCUGGCUUUGCCUCUCUCAAGACUCUCCAUCUGCGAUCAGUUACUGGUCUUGCUGAGGAUAUAGUUCCUGCUUUGUUCUCAGAUUUCAAGUUUCUUGAAUGCUUGAAGCUUGAGAAAUGCAUUGGGUUGCGAUGUCUAGAGAUAAACGCGGGUGGUUCUCUCAAAAGCUUGACAGUGGUGGACUGUCCUGACUUGGCUGAGAUUACUCUUUCUGCUUCUAAUCUCAAAUCCUUCUCGUAUCAAGGAGUUCUUCCUCGGAUUCAGCUGAAGAAUGGCGUGAACCUUGUUGAUGUCAUGCUCGAUAUGAGAGAUGGUAUAGGCCACAAUGAGUUCGAUUGUGAGGAGCUUUUAUCAUUACUAGCAGCUUUAAAGGAUGUUCAGGUUCUCACUCUCAGUGGUUGGCUUCUUGAGUGGCUAUGCUCAGCAGGAGUGAUUUUCAGCAAGCUUGAGUUCAGAUUCAACAUGUUAAAAGAACUAUGUUGGACAGACUCUUCCAUUGAUGCACAAAAGCGCGCUUCCUUAGCUUACUUCUUGGACAUCUGUCCUCUAUUAGAAACACUAACCAUAAAUAAUGAUGGAACGCGAAAACCUAUUACUUGUCCACAUUUUUGCCAUUACUGGCACGAGCCUUAUUUCCACCUGGAUUCUUCAGUUCCGAAAUCGACUUCUUUACAACUUCAGCACCUUAAAGUUGUUAAAAUGGCGGGAUAUAGAAACCAGGAGGAUGAGUUAUUGGUAAUGGAUCUUCUACUGAAGAAAGCAGUCAUACUCCAGUCCAUGACUGCAACGUCGGGGCAGAAUGAUUUGUGGCACGUUGUCAGGAUACCCUUGAGUCAGCUAAAGCAAACGGCUAGGUGCCAACCUGAAUUCAGAGCUAUCUUAUCUCCAAAUGAGAAAUAUUUCUUUGGAUUCAUCAAAUAAAUUUUGCAAUAUGUUACGUUCAACGUACAGUUAAAAGGAAUUUGUUCACUUUAGAAUUGACAUAUUUUGUUACUUUGUAUGUAAUGAAUUUGCAAGUUCUUCAAUCAAGUUGUGAGUUUUUGUGUGAUAAAAAAUUUGGGCUGGAGCAAUAUAGAUAUGUAUUAACCUAAUUAAUGGAUGAAAAACAUUAAGUGAACCUAAGUUCAUAACUUCAUCCUUUUGGUCUUGUAUACAGACAUCUACUAUGUUACAAGAGCUCCUUUUUGAGUGAUUAGCGUCGGCUUGGAGCAGUCUUUUGGGACCUGUUUUGGUACGUUUAUGGUUGUCAACAAUGCUGAACCAUGAAGAUGGACUUUAAAGUAUUUUAGUCUCCUGUUUUUGGACCACAGAGACUGGUUGACAAGUUGCCAGUCUAGAACCACAUGGUUGUGAUCAAUUCUUCAACUUGCCCCAUCUUUUAUAUAUGGAAAAUGAUUUUUUUUACCGAAUAGUUGAAGUGAAUUGUUAGAUCUACUUUUUUUAAUUUGUCAAUUAUGUAACAAAUAAGGAAGUGAAGCCUUCCACUCGUUGUAUUUGAUAUAAAUAACCGAUUAAAAAUUAUUCGGUAAGGUAAUUCAAUGUAAGAUAUAUAUAUAAUUUACAAAAAAGGAAAGAUGUCUCAUUCACUUUUUUAUUUGGAUUUGAUUUUUUUUUUUUUUUAAUUAAAAGAAUGAGAAAUAAAAUUUGUAUAUCUUUUAUUAAUAUACCCUUAUUAUAUAAAAUUAUCACACAUUAAAAUUUAAUAAC